AUUAAUUCAUUCAGAAAAUGAGUUAAUAGAAUUCAAACCACCUAUAUUUAGUGAACUCAAUUAUCUCAGCUCCCACUGAUCAAUAUUAAAAGAGACAAUUUCACAUGGUCAAAUUAUUAGGAAGAGGAACUGAAGGAGCUGUUUAUACAGUGAAGCCUAUCAAUUGCUAAUAUUCUAAAAACAUGGCCUUGAAACUUUAAUUAAAUAUAAAGGAUUCCGAAAACUUUUUUAUUGAGGAUUUGAUGAGUUAUUAACAAUAAUUUGACCAAGAUCCAAUAAAUGCUUCAGGAAUAAUUUCCAUUUUUGAAAAAUUUAAAUAUCAAAAUUAUCAUGCAUUACUUAUGGAACUUGGUGGGUUAAAUCUAUAUGAUUUUAUUCAAACCAAUAAAAAUCUAUCAAUCUAAGAAAGAUUUGCCAUUUGUUUUGAUGUACAUAAUAACUAAUAUAAUUUUUAGCUUUUUAGACCGAUAUAUUUUAUACAUCAAAAAGGCAAAUUUCAUAGAGAUAUCAAACCAGAAAACUUUAUUCAAGUUGGAAAUAAAUUUAAAUUAAUUGAUUUUGGCUUAAUAAAAGGUGCUUCUAAGGAUUUACAACAAACUAAAGGGAUUGGAUCAUAUUAUUACUAAGCUCCAGAACUUGUUGAAUAACGGACUGAUUAUAAUGAAAAAGUAGAUUGUUGGGCCUUAGCUUGCGUUUUUUAUGAAUUACUAUCUGGUGAAACAUUAAUUAAAUGUAUCAAUUAUAAAUUAGAUGUUAGCUGAAUCUGAAUAAGGGAUAAAGCAAGAAAUCUUAUAAUUUAAAUUUUAAAAGGAGUAAUACUUUUAAAGAAUUGAUAAAAUAUAAAUCCCUUAAGAUUGUAAAGAAGCAAUAAAGAAGAUGCUGGAUCCUAACUAGAAUCAACGUUUAUCUAUCUUUGAUGCAUUAUAAACUUUUUUAAAUUAUUAAGAAAAUCAACAGCCUAAUUACUAAAAUGCAUAGCCACCUAAAAAUUAGAACUAUAAUUAAUAAGUUAAUUAAACCCAAAAUAAUCCUCUUUUAUAAACUUAAUAUUAAAUGUAUCAAAAAUAACAAAAUAUCUAACCUAAGGUUUAGUAAUAAUAAUUAUAAUAUAAUAAUAUAUAACCAUAAUAAUUGAAAUAAUAACCAUCAUUAUUCCAAUAAUAACCACCAUUAUUACAAUAAUAGCCACCAUUAUUACAAUAAUAACAGACUUUAUUGCAAUAAUAAACACCAUUAUUGUUAUAAUAACCACCUUAAUUACAAUAAGCAGUUCCAAAUUUAUUAAUAGAAUAAUAUGCAUAAUAUUUCAUAAAUGAAAUUAUUAAUUAAAUAUUACCUUCUUAAAAUUAAAAUUAGAGAGCAAAGUAAGAAAUUCAAAAUAAAAAUUAUGAAAAUACAUUUGAAAUUGAGUUUUAAAAUGCUGAGAAGGAUAUACUUGAUGUUUGUAAUGAAAUGAAAAAGGAUAUUGAAAUUGAAAUAAAUGUAAAGAAAAAUUAAGAAAUGGAGGAUCUAUAAAAAAAGUCAGAAGCAAAAAUAUAGGAAUAAGAAAGUGAAUUAGAAUAAAAAGAAUAAGUGAUUACUAAACUUUAAAAAUAAUAUUAAGAUUUAGAAUAAAAAUAUUAAGAUUUAGAAUAAUAAAAGUAAGUUUUAGAACAGUAAGUUCUAGAAAUGAAACAAUAAUUACAAAGAUAAAAUUAGAAUUAUUAAUAAGAAAAUUAAAUUCAAGAUCAUAAAUAAUAAUAAGAUCCUAAUUAAUAAGAAAGUGGCUUCAUGGAAAGCGAAAACAAAUAUUGA
Paramecium primaurelia is the source of this 1794-nucleotide messenger RNA. NCBI's taxonomy places the organism in Eukaryota, Ciliophora, Oligohymenophorea, Peniculida, Parameciidae. The record is from the annotation of a GenBank genome assembly.